AUGUCCUCCUGGAAUAAAACAACAACAAAAGUGACCCGUGUGUAAACGUCACCAGCGUCACUGUCUCGCGCUCUGUUAACAUCGUAGUUAAAAUGAUUUCACAGAUAACAAACAGUGACAGUUGACAGUUUGUGAAUGAAUGAAUGAAUGAAUGAAUGAAUGUGUCCUCACCUGUAGCUGCAGCGGAUUUACCGCACUGGUGGACACUGACGGUGUCGCAUUUACAAGCGUCCGACGUGAAACACAACCUGUGGAACAUAGUUGUGUUUUUCCUUCCUUUGUUUACGCUUCACGUCAAAGUUUACGGAUGUAAAACAACAUUUAAACAUAAGUAGACAGAGUUUUGACUUAAAUCUCAUAAUUGUGUCAGAGACAUGUUACAUGAUGUGGCUCUAAACGUGUAAACGAUGACAAUCUACAUAAAGCAAGAAGAGGAAGAGGAUUAGGCCCACAUUUUCUCUCUCGGAUUUUUCUCUUUUUGGGAUUAAAAAGUCCGAAUGAAGAUGAAAAAAAACAACAACACUUUAUCCUGAUCACUGCACUCUUACACUCGUCCCUGUACAUCUGUAAUAUAAUGUCCUGAUAUUGUAUGAAUAGGUUUGCCUUUAUUUCAGUUUUCAGUUCCAAUAAAGCACAAUCAUAAACAUGAUAAAAUCACAGCUCGUGUUUCCACACGGACAUGAUUAGCAGGGAGUAGUGGGAGGAGCUUGUUUGCAGCAUCUUCUUCAUCAUCAGUGUUGUAUGUCAUUGAAGAAUAAACGUUGGUGUGUGUGUGUGUGUGAUGCUCAGGCUUCAGUGUUGACUUCUCUCCUCUCAUCAUCGCACGAAGGGUUGCGCCCACAUGGGCAGCGUUCUGGCCUUGUCUUCUGGUCCAGGCCAUCAGAACUGGCCUUUCUCCACAGAUCCUCCUCCUUCUCGCUGGAACUCACAUCCUGCUCACUGGGACAGUCCUCCACGCUGGGAGAGGAGAGAUGGACGCCUGCCCAACCCAGGCAGCUUUCAUUCCCUGCACAGGAGCUGCAAAGAUGUUUUCCCUCAGCAGAUUGAGGGAGUUAAGAUGAUCCUGAAUAAAACUCUCAGCAGCUUCUUUAAGGUGAGUCACAUGCUGCAUCUCAGUGCUGUUAGUCCUUCAUAUUAUCGUUUCCACGUGGAGCAUCUGCAGUCUGACGAUGACAGCAAAGACAAGGACGCCCCGGCAUUGAUCGGAGAGAUGGACUCUUCAGGGAGUCUGAACGCUCACGCUCUGCUGCACGUCACCGAGCGUGUCCGAGCCAGGACUGUCUUCCAGACUCAGCAGUCUCAGUUUGUCACCUGGCAGUUUGAGACUGAGUUCAGAGGGAACGACUUCACUGCUGCUGUGACUGUAGCCAACCCAGACGUCCUCCGAGAGUCAGUUAUCCUCGUGGCACACUUCCUGCAGAGUGUGUCUUCUGGUCUGGUGUUAGGAGGGGAGCUGGUUUACCAUCGGGGCAGAUCAGAGGAAGGAGGAAUCCUCACGCUGGCUGGACAGUACUCACGACCAAACUGGGUGGCAACACUGAACGCUGGCAAAGGAGGAGCACAUGCGAGCUACUAUCACAGAGCCAACAAACAGAUUCAAGUUGGAGUGGAGUUUGAAGCGAGUACCAGGACACAAGAGACCACCACCUCGUUUGGGUAUCAGAUGGAACUCCCAGAGGCCAACAUGGUGUUUAGAGGUGAAGUUCUUUCAGAGGUCAGACAUAUUCAUGAUGCUUUCAUUCUAACCCUCUCUCUGUGUGCAGGGAUGAUAAACAGUCGGUGUAUAAUCGGCGGCGUGUUGGAGAAGCGCCUGACUCCGCUGCCUGCCACCUUGAUGAUGGGAGCCUUUGUAAACCACAGAGGUGACAAACUGCAGGUGGGCCUCGGGGUCACUGUGGGAUAAUGGUCCUUUACGGACCACAAUCCAGACUGUUCAAGAGUCCUCUGAGGUUCAGCAGCCUCGUGGAACCACUUCAGUGUUGUGGAUUUGUUUUGAGGCCCACAGUGUUUCCUCAGAUCGAUGCAUUUUACCUUGUAAUCUACCUCUCAGGAUGGAGAUGAUGUUUGUGACUGGAUUACACAGACUGGAUUACACAGACUGGAUUGAGAGAAGUCUCCCUGAAACCAGACUGCACACAAAUAUACAACAUACAAUACUGUAAACUGAUCAUAGAUUAGAGAAUAAUGUUUUAUACUCUAGUUAGUCCUAAAGAAACUGUCUUUUUAGAUGACAUUCAAACAUAGCAAUUUUAAAGUUUGAAUAAAUAAAAACUAUUAUUAAUGUUUUACUAACCUGUAAAAUGAUCGUUUCCUCCUGCACAUCCUGGUUUAAUAUAAAACAUGAUCAUUCCCGGGUUACGAACAUGAGUGAGGUUUGAAAGAAGUGCUGCCCCCUGCUGGACCGUGUGUUAUUACACUAACAGAGAAAAUGAUUCUCACGGAAAUGUCAGCUUUGUUUAAAUGUGUGUGUAAGAGGACGUGUGGAUGAAACUUUGCUGCUUUCCACUCCCAUGAAACAAAUGAAUGGCUCAUGUAUUAUUUAUAUAUUAUUUAACAUAAGAGAAUCAUUGUCUUUUUGCACUUCAUUUAAUAAAGAUGUUAUUUCUCUUA
Molecule: messenger RNA, 2610 nt
Organism: Solea solea (common sole)
Lineage: Eukaryota; Metazoa; Chordata; Actinopteri; Pleuronectiformes; Soleidae
Exons: 9
Coding region: 842-1903 (353 amino acids)
Biological process (GO): protein import into mitochondrial matrix
Cellular component (GO): mitochondrial outer membrane; mitochondrial outer membrane translocase complex
Molecular function (GO): transmembrane protein transporter activity
Source: RefSeq, a predicted model, not a curated record